CAAGUCAAACUUUCCCGCCAGUUGCUGAAAAUAAGUCCCAUCAAGAAGCAAAGAGCUGCUAGCUGUCUAACGUUCUGCCAGUAUCUUUCAUUAUUACUGUCGUUUGCUCGUUCACACGAUCGAACGAGCUAAUUUGUAAACUUUAACAGUUUUACUGACACCCUUGUCUAUUUUGUGAGCUGUUGAAAUACCAACAGUAUAUCGUGCUAGUAGCUAAUUUAGCUAGCCUUGAAAGGUUAGCUAAGCUUAGCUAAUUGUGACAACCUUGGCUAAAUACCCCUGCUGAGUGACAGUAAUAAUUAAAACGUUUUAUCUUCAGCCCUUUGAGCCACAUGAAAUGAAAACUGCGGAGGACCAGGUUGUUGACGAUGAUACUGGUUUCCAGGAUGAGGAGGAGUCCUUCUUCCAAGACAUAGACCUCCUACAGAAACAUGGGAUUAACAUGGCAGACAUCAAAAAGAUGAAGUCAGUGGGUAUCUGCACUGUGAAGGGGAUCCAGAUGACUACACGCAAGGCUCUGUGCAACAUCAAGGGCCUGUCAGAGGCAAAAGUGGAAAAAAUCAAGGAGGCUGCUGGGAAAAUGCUGCAUGUUGGUUUCCAGACGGCCUUUGAGUACAGCACGAAGAGGAAGCAGGUGUUCCACAUCACAACGGGGAGCCAGGAGUUUGAUAAGCUUUUGGGUGGAGGUGUAGAGAGUAUGGCUAUCACAGAGGCCUUUGGAGAGUUCCGCACAGGGAAAACCCAGCUGUCUCACACACUUUGUGUCACCGCUCAGCUGCCAGGCGAGGAGGCAUACUCAGGCGGGAAAGUCAUCUUUAUUGACACAGAGCACACUUUUCGCCCAGACAGACUGAGAGACAUUGCCGACAGGUUCAACGUGGACCACGGCGCCGUGCUGGACAACGUGCUUUAUGCCCGGGCCUAUACCAUUUCCGCUCUCUCUUCAGGUGAACACCAGAUGGAGUUGUUGGACUUUGUUGCAGCCAAAUUCCAUGAGGAAGGAGGUGUGUUCAAACUGUUGAUCAUCGACUCCAUCAUGGCUCUGUUCAGAGUCGACUUUUCUGGUCGAGGGGAGCUGGCUGAACGGCAGCAGAAACUGGCCCAGAUGCUCUCCAGGCUGCAGAAGAUCUCAGAAGAGUACAAUGUAGCUGUGUUUAUCACCAACCAAAUGACAGCGGAUCCCGGGGCAGGAAUGACGUUUCAAGCUGAUCCCAAGAAGCCCAUAGGCGGGCACAUCCUGGCCCAUGCCUCCACCACGCGGAUCAGCUUGAGGAAGGGACGAGCAGAGAUGAGAAUUGCCAAAAUAUUUGACAGCAAAUGGCCUGAGAGUGUUUCGACCUAACAUUGUAUUUGUGUCUCCCAAAUAGUCCACAACAUUUUUUUUGUACCCGUUAUUUAGAAAGCAGACCAGCCGACUGCUGAUAUAUAAUGCUGAUAGAUGUGUAAUUUCAGGUUCAUGAGCACAGGCAUCAGCCGAUUUCAAUUAUCUUACACCGCCAGAUAUAGGCCUAUUAAUAAUCCUGAAGUGAUAUUUCUACAUGUAGAAAUAAGAUAUGAAAAAGUAUUUUAAAACAGCACUAUGGUGAGACAAUGGGAUGUAUCCAGGGAGCACACAGUGUAUGACUGUCUCACAGUUGAUGCAUUUUCAUAGCAACUGGCAAAAGAGGGUUUGUGAAAUGCACAAAAAUAAAUCCUCAGUUGCCCAAAAUGGACUUAAAUUUGAACAAUGAAAACAUGAUGAGUGGGGACCUUGCCUCAGCUCACAGACACAUUUGCGCUGCUCACUUAUCUUUGCCGU
Messenger RNA from Scophthalmus maximus (turbot), 1798 nucleotides. RefSeq names its product DNA meiotic recombinase 1 (gene dmc1). The record is from RefSeq and is a predicted model, not a curated record. Gene Ontology annotation, cellular component: nucleus; condensed nuclear chromosome. The coding region runs from base 338 to 1342 and encodes 334 amino acids. The transcript is spliced from 13 exons. Lineage: Eukaryota; Metazoa; Chordata; Actinopteri; Pleuronectiformes; Scophthalmidae. Gene Ontology annotation, biological process: reciprocal meiotic recombination; DNA repair; DNA recombinase assembly. Gene Ontology annotation, molecular function: single-stranded DNA binding; ATP hydrolysis activity; double-stranded DNA binding.